This is a messenger RNA of Oncorhynchus nerka (sockeye salmon), 5527 nucleotides long. Its product is annotated as plexin-A4-like. Lineage: Eukaryota; Metazoa; Chordata; Actinopteri; Salmoniformes; Salmonidae. The record is from RefSeq and is a predicted model, not a curated record. Gene Ontology annotation, cellular component: semaphorin receptor complex; plasma membrane. Gene Ontology annotation, biological process: regulation of cell migration; positive regulation of axonogenesis; semaphorin-plexin signaling pathway involved in axon guidance. Gene Ontology annotation, molecular function: semaphorin receptor activity. The coding region runs from base 727 to 1077 and encodes 116 amino acids. The transcript is spliced from 3 exons.
CACUGAAUGUGUUAGCUCAGACCGACCACAUCCACCGGCUGGCUUUAACCAAUGUGAGUUGUUGUAUGUUCAGGGAUGUAAUCUGCUUGGAUUUGGAUUUGAACAAGGAUUGUUAUUUAAGUCUAAAUGUAGAAAAUCACCUUGAUGUCUUCUGUUUCAUUUGUUGGGUUCUACCACAGAGAAGCAUUCCUAGAAAUGUACCUGGUGUAUGUUAUGGUAAUAGACUGUUCUCUGUCCCCUGUAAGGUCAGGGUGUUGUGUUUACAUGAUGUCUCCUCUAUAGCCCACCUCUGAGGUUCUGACGUUCCAGGAUGACAUUCCCUAACUCUCUCUGUCUCUCCUCUAUAGCCCACCUCUAAGGUUCUGACGUUCCAGGAUGACAUUCCCUAACUCUCUCUGUCUCUCCUCUAUAGCCCACCUCUAAGGUUCUGACGUUCCAGGAUGACAUUCCCUAACUCUCUCUGUCUCUCCCCUAUAGCCCAUCUCUAAGGUUCUGACGUUCCAGGAUGACAUGAUAUUCCCUAACUCUCUCUGUCUCUCCCCAAUAGCCCACUUCUAAGGUUCUGACGUUCCAGGAUGACAUGAUAUUCCCUAACUCUCUCUGUCUCUCCCCAAUAGCCUACCUCUGAGGUUCUGGGUGAACGUGAUCAAGAACCCCCAGUUUGUGUUCGACAUCCACAAGAGCAGCAUCACGGACGCCUGUCUGUCUGUGGUGGCCCAGACCUUCAUGGACUCCUGCUCUACCUCAGAACACCGCCUGGGCAAGGACUCACCCUCCAACAAGCUGCUCUAUGCCAAGGACAUCCCCAGUUACAAGAGCUGGGUGGAGAGGUACUACUCAGACAUCAGUAAGAUGCCAGCCAUCAGUGACCAGGACAUGAAUGCGUACCUGGCAGAGCAGUCCCGGAUGCACAUUAACGAGUUCAACAGCAUGAGCUCCCUCAGUGAGAUCUACUCCUACGUGGGCAAAUACACAGAGGAGAUUGUUUGUGCGCUGGAGCAGGACGACGCCGCCAGGAAACAGAGACUUUCCUUCAAGCUGGAGCAGGUGGUGGCCUUCAUGAGCCUGGAGAGCUGAGGACCGCACUUCCCAGGGCGCACUGGGAGACCCGUCAGAAACCGAGCCGUGCCUGAGCAAAGACCUGUCCAUCUAUCUCUUCACCAUCGUCAUCAGCAUCAGAACUCCUCUCCGUUUCAAAGACAACACAUAUUGUCCUGUUUUCUUCCUCCUCUUCCUCUUCCUCCUCUUCCUGACAAGUGUUUGGCAUCUCAUCCGCUCAGCUUCAUAGGACGUGCAGAGAAGACUGGCUGACGGACUGACUGGAGGGUCGGCAGAGCUGGGGACUGCUUUUCCCACCGUGCAAUGGGAGGGCCUCAUCCCAGCUUUGCUGCGUAGAAGACUCUGAUGGAGGGGUGGUUGUUUGCCAGCUCGCCGUAUCGGCAUCAUUUACACCGUAAUGUUGGGGGAGAAACAAACAUUCUAUUUAUGUUGCCUUUAAAAAUAACACUGAUGACUAAGUCUUUUGCCACCACAAUGUUGGGGGUCAAUUUGUCCAGACUUUCUGAACAGGAUAUUAGUCUAUGAAACUACUACAGAGUCCAGUUAAUUGUAGUUAAUAGUCAACAUCACAUCAAACGUGGAAAAACUAAGUGGUAUUAUAUACAUGAGGAAACCAAAAUGACCACCUCGGAAGACAAAAAAACGGAAGGUUUGCCUGGUUCACACUUCUUAAGAUUGGGAAAUAGGCAAACUACAGAAUUGUUUUCUCAAUGUAGCUUUGAGGUGUAUUUGAAGAAACUCCGAUAGGGGCUGGGGAGAGGUAGUGCUUCUUGAAUUUUCCUUUUUUUCCGAAAACCUGACUGACUUUGAAAUCCAGAGAAGGACAGAUUCCCCUUUGUGGCAUUGGCACGAGUCUGUUCCCACCCACCCACCCCUCCAAGUACCUCUAACCCACCCACCCCUCCAAGUACCUCUAACCCACCCACCCCUCCAAGUACCUCUAACCCACCCACCCCUCCAAGUACCUCUAACACCCACCCACCCCUCCAAGUACCUCUAACACCCACCCACCCCUCCAAGUACCUCUAACCCACCCACCCCUCCAAGUACCUCUAACCCACCCACCCCUCCAAGUACCUCUAACCCACCCACCCCUCCAAGUACCUCUAACCCACCCACCCCUCCAAGUACCUCUAACCCACCCACCCCUCCAAGUACCUCUAACCAACCCACCCCUCCAAGUACCUCUAUAGAUAAAACAAUCCUCAUCUUCUGAAUCUCUGGCUUGUGUGGUACCUGCUCAAUUAUCCUGACUAUUAUAAGACUAAUUAGUGGAGGACAGACCCAGGUCUGUCUGGUCCUCCUCUGUGACGAGAAGCACACAUCCAACUCUUGACCACAGUGACCUGACAGCUCUGACACCUGGAACGGUCAGUCUGUCCCGUGUGUGCUGCUAACAGAUGGAGGUCACUCGCCGGUCUAUCAAAGCACACACACAAACAGAUACACACGGCAGCUGUCCAAGACCUGUUCUGAGGGGAACUCUACUCCUGAUUCACCCUCUGAUCACACUGUCUGAAUACUAGGGGAGCUGACUGACAUCUACUGAGAGGAGGAGAGGGACGCUUCACUAGAGCAGUCUUACCAUGGGCCCAUGCUUUCUACAUGACAGAGACGGUGCGGUACUGCUUAAAUGGGAUCUGCUCUGCUGAGAGAGAGAGACCUUCUGUAAAGACUUGGGACGGGGGGAAUCAAUUGAUGGACAUAACUGGUCAGCCGAAAAACCAAAGGAGCUUGACAUUUUAAAAAGACAAAAAAAGUUAUUUAAAAACAAUGUAUUUAAAGGAAAUGACACGGGAAAAGGAUUUGGUGAAAGAAAAACCCACCCCACAACAACAACUUAACCCUGUGUGAUUUUCUGACCUCAGUGUGCCGAAGGGGGAACCGCGGACGAGUCCCGCCCUCCUCCUCGCCGUCCCGGUUUCUUCCGUGUUUGGCACACCGUUUUUCUUCCCUCUUUGUCCGGUUUUCCACGUCAGUUUUUUUGCACAAGUGUGGAGACAGCUUCCAUGCGGGAAUCUCUGAGCGCUCUGGGUCGCUCAUGUUGUGUGUUAGUGUAGUCGUCCUCCGCAGCCUCUCCAAGCCUCAAAAAGCUGAAACUAGAGUGAGAAAAACAAGUCAGCGUCACAUAGACGCCCGGACACGGACAUGAACAGACUUGUGGAAUGUGAUAACCUGGAUGGGAGAGAGAGAGAGAGAUGGAGAAACACUCCUUUCCUUUAGACCUCUGACCUUUCUUUUGCCUUGACAACGUGCCCCAUGUGGUGAUGUGAAUGUGUGGAGACCGCCCUCGGUCCACCUUCGGUCCUUAUUGGCUUUUUAAGCGCAUGUAAAACUUCAAUUUAAAACAAAAAAAAGAGGAAAAUAGAGAAAAUAAGCCUUGCAAAUGAUGAUGUGGAUGUGUUCUUUUCUUUAUUUUGCUUGGAAGAAAAAUGUGAGGGAAAAAAGUGUAUUGUUCAUGUUAAAACUAUAAGUAACCGUGAAGGUGGAACCUUUACCUCCCGUUCAGCCCAUGCAAACCUCUCAUUACCAUGUCUUGUGAAAGUGUUAGACGCUAAUAGGAAUAAAGUGGUACCUUAAAAUCCAAUAUAUUAUAUACCCUUGCAUGCUGACCUAUUUGGAUGUUAUGAAACGGAACUGCCUUGCAAUCAAAUAUAUUUAUCUACUGCUACUAGGAAACCUUUAAACGGUUCACAAACAAAAGGGUUAUUUUGAAUUGUCAUGGACUGAUGUAGAACAAUAACUCAUGACUAAGUGUGAAUUCAUUCAGUCCUUUUGCUUAGUCCUUCCAGAGUAGAUCAUCCUCUAACACUCAUCCAUAUACAUGUUCCAUUAGUUAGGGACUUCAGUCCUUUUGCUUAGUCCUUCCAGAGUAGAUCAUCCUCUAACACUCAUCCAUAUACAUGUUCCAUUAGUUAGGGACUUCGUCAGUUCCAGAACCCUCAGCUUUUGGAUCUGGUAGACUAAUUCUGCAGUGAGCUUCUUGCUCUUUUCUUGGCUGCUAUUGCUUCUCUAGUGUAUGUCUGUGUUUCAUCCGGAAACUAUCUCCCCUAGCCUAUAACCUUAUCUUUUGGAUUCUAUUAUUUUAUCAUUCAAAAAAACGACAUUUAUUUUUGUAAACCUGACUGGCUGCAAAGCUACCUUGUAAGCGUCUUAUUGCAGCACCUGUUACUAUAGUUGUGGAUGUGUUCUUUAGAUUCUGUUUGGACAGUUGUUUGAUCUGAAGAGCUCAGUGCGUAGGGAACUAGCAUUAGGAGGGCUUUCGGGGUUCAAUCAAAAGGUUUGCUCAUACAAAACCCAUGUAUCGCACAACAUGCCUCACUAUUGGAAUCCUUAUGGUCUUAUGGGGGGUGUACAAUACAUUCAAGUCAAUCACUUGUCUGGUAGUAUCUGCUGUCCUUCGAUUCUACUGCUACAUCUAAAGGUGUUCUGCACAAAUUUACUGAAAAGAUACUGGUGGUUUUAACUUUUAAAAAACUCUCCUUUGGACAAUUUCAAACGAUUAAACGUCUCUUGAUGAACUCAUCAAAGAGAAACAGGUGUCUGGAAGCUUCAAUAACCAGACUAGCUCUGACCCUGAAAGCUUCUGAUUUACUUAGUUGAUUGUGUUUUGUAAAGUGUGUUUUAUUUCCGUCACACCAUCGCUGUCUAAUGUAGGAACCACAUCUAAUUCAUCCUCAACUGAACUGUCUAAAGGGGUGAGUUCUGUCAGUGGUUGGUAUUCAGGUUCGAGGGGGUACAUUCAUGAACAGUGCGUUCUCUGGACGUUCUACACUGCCAACAUGUUCAAACUGUUCACAAAGCUUGUAAUCAAAUAAACAAUAAGACAGAACUGAAAGGAAUCUACUCUAUUAAUUCAGUCUGAUGGAAAAUCCCAGGUAAAACAGUUUGGAAAUAAGACUGAACUUGGCAGGGACCUCAACGUUUAGGGGCCCUUGUUAGGUUUAGAGACUGUAAAUUGACCCACUAUUACCCAUGUAUUCUAUUCUCUAGCUACCCAAAGCUUCCUCCUCUCUAAGUCCAUUGUUUUUAUUUGGUGAAGAGAAUGAAUGUCCUAGAAUCUCGUAGUGAAUCUGCCCCCUGGUGUUGUAACAUACGGUGUUUCCAUUUUCCCCCAUGUUCCCCGGCGACAAAGCUCGUCUGAGACUACGGACCCCUUUGUUGCCGAGGGACUCGAUAAAGCUUCCACCUUCAACGUUUUGUAGGAACUAAAGAUAGGUCCUUCUAGAGCUCAGUGUUAUAGCAGGUGUUACAGAAACAGUAGAAAUACUUUUACUAUUACCAUAUUUGCUGAGAGAUAAAGAGUAUCCUAUCAAGAGAUGAAACUAAACCUGGGGGAAAAGGCCAGCUUCUCUAACUUUGCUAUAAUUAAUUGUAUACCUGUGUAUGUAAAUAUAAUGCAUUCCUAUUUUGCAGUCAAGAACAAAAUACUAUUUGUAAUAUAGAAUAAACUUUAUUAUGAAACAAA